Molecule: messenger RNA, 1493 nt
Organism: Darwinula stevensoni
Lineage: Eukaryota; Metazoa; Arthropoda; Ostracoda; Podocopida; Darwinulidae
Source: the annotation of a GenBank genome assembly
AUGGCGGCCUCCUCAUCUUCACCCGACAGUGGAGUGCUUGGGAUCGAUUUCUAUCAAAAUUACACGGCGUCUGAGGUUUUCGUGCAGGGGAUUGCUCGCCAGGUGAACCAAGAAGAUGUGGAGACCAUCAUAUCAGCCCAGAAAACCAUGCUGCAGAGAUUCGAAAAGACCAACGAGAUGCUUUCGAACUGCAAUGUGCUCUCCACCAACAGAUAUCAGAAUGCCAUCGUAGAUUUUCGCAAGCAUUUGCAUGUUCUCACAGACAUGAAGAAGGAUCUGGAUUUCAUAUUUCAAAGAAUUCGAAUAAUGAAAGCAAAGCUGGAAGCUCAAAGGCCUACAGCCUUUGCAGAGGUGAGGAGGAUGGCAGCCACGGUGACGUCUCCGAUUUUAGAACCUGAAGAGGAGGAGGAUGAUGAACAAGAGAAAGAUAGCUCUUCGACCUCAGAUUCUGACGACUUCACGACCAGAAGGAAACCGGGAGCUAGAAGGAUAGUGUUUUCAUCCUCUUCAAGUGACACCAUGGAUUGAUCAUCACUUGCACUCUUCAAUGUGCCAUUUAGUCACACUUUCUGGAGCCUACAGCUUUCUGUCUGACAGGGUGACUGGCAGUACUGGUUUCCUGUCUACCUUCUAAGAAAGAUUCACCCCUUGCCAUCAGGCUUCUCCUAAUGACCUAAGAUGGAGUGGGAUCUCUUUUUUCUCAUUUUACCUGGAAUUAAAAGUAAUACUCUGUUGGUAUAAUUUACUGUGACUGUGAUAGAAAUGCUUAUUGGUACAGAUAUUGAAAUUUACAUUUUCUUUCAAUUUCCUUAAGCUUUUGGUUCCAGGUUCAAACCAUGCAACAUUCUGAAGGAAUGUCUCUGGGUCUUGGUCAUAGAGCUAAUUCCAAAGUUGUUAGUUCUGAGAGGGCUGCACAUGCCAUCUCUCAAUGAGUUCAUUAAACAUUAGGUCAAUAUGAGAGAUGACAGUGCAGAAGACUGGACAAUAAAUGAGGUUGGGAACAGGUCAUUGUUGCUGAUACAAACAUUGGACUAUCUCCAGGGGUGAAUUAAGGUUAUGAGGGGCCUAAGGCUAAUGGGAGGGAAGGGUCUAAGUAUGAAUUACAUAUUGCAACAAAAAACAAUGGAAUGGAGGGCCUAAGGCUAUAGCCAUGGGUUAAUUCCAACCUGACUAUCUCAUCCUUUCUUUAAGCUCACUUUCUUCUCACAUCCAAUCACCCCACCUCUUUCUAAUCAUCUUGUGACAUCAUUUUUAUGUAGUUUUGGUCCUGUUGAGUCCAUCCCUGGUAUUGUAUGUAUUUCCAGUUCAUUAAGCCAGGUUAUUCGCAACUUCCUGGACAAAAUCACCGAUUCUGGUCCUCACUAUGUAAUACUUGGUAGGUCUCUAUGUCCAAUUUUAUUUAUGUCAUAGCUUAAGAAAUCCACUAUCACAGUGGAAAGUUACAACUACACAAUUGUCCUUCAUGAUCUUUUUUUUUUUAACACAUCCACUGC